Didymodactylos carnosus is the source of this 1812-nucleotide messenger RNA. Lineage: Eukaryota; Metazoa; Rotifera; Eurotatoria; Philodinida; Philodinidae. The record is from the annotation of a GenBank genome assembly.
AUGUCAUUUCUUGUUGCUUUAAUUAUUGGUAAUAGUGAUGAAUUAGAAGAUGAAAUAGCUUACCAAUUAGGAAGAAAAGGUGUAUGUGUUUUAUUUUGUUCAAGUAAUGAGACGAACCUCGAACGAGUAACAAAGAGAUUGAAUGAUGAAGAGAUUCAAGCUAACUUUAUUUUACUUGAUGCUAUUGAUCACAAAACAAUUGAUAAAAUUACUGAAUUAAUCGAUAAACAGUUCGGAAAAUUAGAUAUAUUAGUUAAUGUUGGAAUAUUAUUUAAUAAUGAUCAAUUUAAAAUAAAUAUUAUGACACCUCACGGAUUUGAAGCAAAAGAGUUUUUUGAUACAUUAGCUAUAACGCAAGCAUUUAAACCUUUGCUUCAGAAAUCUCCAUCUAGCUGUGUAAUUAAUGUAUAUGGUAAAGUGAGUGAUAGAAAUUCUAAUACUAGAUCAUUGACUGGAUUAUUUAAUGGUUAUUCGUCAAAAAUUGCAUUAAAUACAUUUAUCAGUCAGUUUAAUAAAGAAUUUGUUAAUACAAAUAUCAAGAUUGAAUCGGUUACGCUAGGUGAUGAUAAGAAUAAUCAAACAAUACAAGAAGAAGCUAGUCGCAUAAUUCGUUUAUCAAUUUUACCUCUAAUUGAACCAUCAAAAUCUAAGACCAUGCGCAUUCUCUAUGGUGUAGUCGGUGAGGGAAUGGGACAUGCAACACGAUCUAAAGUCAUUCUUGAAAUGCUCAUGAAGGAACAACAUCAUGUCAAAGUGGUCGUGAGUAAUCGUGCAUAUAAGUUUCUUGAUGGAAACUUUUCAAGUCAAUUUCCACGUUGUGCGGCAGCGAGCGACGGUCAGGCAGCUAUCGAUAUAGUAGAAAUCGAAGGUUUAAUAAUGGAAUAUAUCAACAAUGUUUUCGACGAGAAAGCUUCAGUUUUACAUACCAUGAAACGCUUGCCAAAUAUAGUUAACAAAAAUACUAUGGCUUAUUUUCAAAAUCUUGUUCUUUGGAAACCUCAGGCUGUUAUUAGUGACUUCGAUAGCUUCGCUUAUGUUUUCGCUAAAACACAUGGUCUGCCAAUCCUGUCGAUCGACAAUCAACAAGUUGUACAGCGGUGUUUAAUUCCAGACGAAGCUAAAAAGUAUGAUCCAAAAGCAUUCAAUACAUACAAAGCAUUUGUCCAGGCGAAACUUCCAGAUUGCGAUCAAUAUAUAAUCACUGGUUUCUUUUAUCCCGAUAUUCGUGACACAUACAAAGCUAUUACCAUGCUUGUUCCACCAAUUCUUCGCCAGGCUAUUCUCGAUGCAAAAACAUUACCAGCCGAACAUGGCGAGCAUUUUCUUGUUUACCAAACUAGCAAAAGUGAUACAUCUCUUAUCGCUACUUUAGAAGCCUUUGGCGAAAAAUGCAUAAUUUAUGGGCUUGGUCGCGAGGAAAAAAUUGGUAAUCUACAAUUCAAAGGUUUUUCUGAACAAGGAUUUGUGGAUGACUUGGCGCGUGCUAAAGGUGUCAUUGCUAAUGGUGGACUCUCCCUGAUGAACGAAGCGGUAAGCUUACAGCGACCAUUUUUCAGUGUCCCAGUCGCGAAUCAGUAUGAGCAGGUACUUAACGCAUGGUAUUUAGAACAACUAGGGUAUGGCGUCUUUGCGGAAAAAAUAGAACUUGCAGCACUAUUGGAGUGGGCACAAAAAAUUCCCCAAUACUCAAAAGCUCUUUCAAACUUUCAUCAUGAUUCAAAUAUGCGAUUGUACGCGACAGUAAAAAGGGUUCUUGCGGAUUUUAAUAAAAAAUUCAUUUGGUGGGAUCCAUUUAAAAUUUAUUUUAAAUGA